This is a messenger RNA of Hypanus sabinus (Atlantic stingray), 10583 nucleotides long. RefSeq names its product zinc finger protein 281-like. The transcript has 8 exons. The record is from RefSeq and is a predicted model, not a curated record. Gene Ontology annotation, biological process: regulation of transcription by RNA polymerase II. Gene Ontology annotation, molecular function: DNA-binding transcription factor activity, RNA polymerase II-specific; RNA polymerase II cis-regulatory region sequence-specific DNA binding. Lineage: Eukaryota; Metazoa; Chordata; Chondrichthyes; Myliobatiformes; Dasyatidae. The coding region runs from base 184 to 2547 and encodes 787 amino acids.
CCGGCGUGCAGCUUGAGGCAAGAUGGAGGAGCCGAGCGACUGAGGGAUGUUGACAAACUAGAGACUGAAUCGGGCCUUAGAUCCUGGGAGCGGCGAUGCGAGAAUUCGGGCAUUUUAUUUUACAAGCAAAAGUAUACAGGAGUGUGCUAUCGAUCUGGCUUUGAAUAAUUUUAGACCUACAUCAUGAGCAUUGUUCACGACAAAUUAGGUAACGAAUUCCUCAGGAACGGUGGGAUGGAACCAAAUUUUUCUUCUGGCAUGAUCAUGUUCAGUCACCUCCCACCAAUCACAAAUUUUUCCAGCCUUGCUGCUCAUUCUGUCACACCAGCUGUACCUCAGGAUUUGAUCCUCAAAAAAGAUCCUGACGCUCCGGCAGAAAAAUACCCAUCAGAAUACGUGCAGCCCAUCUCAGAUGUGAAAGAGAAGAAAUUUUCCGCGCAUGAUGGAUUUUUAUUUUUUAAGAAUAAGCUUCUCGAGGAAGAGGAGAUGGGCAGGGGACAGAACAUCUUGACCCACAACCUAAAUCAUACUGGUGUAUCACAGGUCAGAUAUGAAAAGGAUUACCUCUCUGUUCCAAAACAAGGGUCUGUUAAGAGGGCAAAAAAACAAAAUUCCCAAUCUCAGGAUACAAAACCCAAGCGGAAGCGAAGUGAAACCUCCAAGCCUUCAACAGGUGGAGAUGGUACCAAUCUUUUACAUGGUCCGAAGGUUCACAUAUGUGAGCAUUGCUGUGCCUCCUUUCGUAGUUCUUACCACCUUCGUCGCCAUGUCCUUAUUCAUACUGGUGAACGGCCUUUUCAAUGUAGCCAGUGCAAUAUGUGUUUCAUUCAGAAAUAUCUCCUUCAGAGGCAUGAGAAGAUCCACAGUGGAGAGAAGCCGUUCUGUUGUGAUCAGUGUAAUAUGAGAUUCAUCCAGAAAUAUCACAUGGAAAGACAUAAACGGACGCACAGUGGAGAAAAGCCUUAUCAGUGCCACACUUGCCAACAGUAUUUUUCCAGAACAGAUAGGUUAUUAAAGCACAGGCGUACAUGUGGUGAAAUCCUUGGAAAAAGUGAAAAUGGAAUGGAACCUGGACCAUCCGGUCAAAUUGGAAAUGGAUGUUUCACUUCAACUCAGGGAACGACAGGAGCACGCAAAAAAACAAAAUCUAAAGCUACAUCUCAGGAGACCAAGGACAAGGCAGUCCGUAAAAAGAAUAAAUCUAACAUGUCUGAACUGCAAAGUAGCUUAACCAGCUGCAAAGAUAAAUUGUCUGUGUAUAACAUGCAUGAAUAUGCUGUUGAAUUGCCAAUGGGGUCCUCCAGUAUAAAGUUGGGAAAUGCAAACGAAGAGGAUUUACAAACAAGAGCACCUAAAUUAGUAAUUAAAAAAGUAAAUCGGAAGAGCCCUCAAAGGACAGGUGUGAACAAUGCAGCACAUCUUGUUAUACCUACCACGGAGCUGAUGAGACAAAAGUUAAUGACUAAUAAACAAGGAGCUGUAGAAUUGAACAGCAGCACCAGCAUGGAUAAUAUUGUCUUGUUGCAGAACGCAGGCAAUAAAACAGAACAGGCUAAUAACUGCAACUAUGAUGACGCUAUGCAGUUUUUUAAGAAAAAAAGAUACUUGCAAGCUGCCUCCAAUAACAAUGACUAUGCAGUGAGUAUAGGACAAAUGGCAUCUCAGCAGUCUGUAAUCCAGGCAGCAGUUGCCAGUGUGAUGGAUAAUGAAAACUCGCUUACUUUGCUGGAUUCUUCUCCAAUGAAUGUGGAUGUGAAAGUCUGUCAUGAGAAGUCAGGAAUUCCAGAUGAGGUCCUUCAGAGCCUUUUAGACCAAUAUUCCCACAAACAUGAGGGCCAGCAUGAUGUUGCUUUUGAUAUUGCUGACCAACAUAUACCAAUCCAUUCUUCAGGCGAAAAUCCAGAGAUGCAUGAGGAGGCUGUUUGCCCAGAGUCUCAUCCAUCACGUAGUGACAAAACAGGAAUGCUCCAAGAAUAUUCUAAGUACCUCCAGCAAGCUUUAGAAAGAACAAGUCAAGGCGAUGGGUUUUCACUAACCCCAGGAAUGCAGUUUUGUUCUACUAGUCUUCCAUCAAGUCUACCCAGCCAUAAUUUAUUCCCUGAUAAACAAGCUUAUACCACCCCUGCACUUGAGUGUGGUUUCAGUCCAUCAAUUACCUCAGUGUUGCCAACCACCUCACCAAAGCCACAUUUUGGUUUGUUGGUCGGAAGUUCCCAACCUGGUAUUCACUUUCCCAGUACAGAAACUGCUCAUCAAAGGCUGACACCAUCUCAAGAGCUGGUUGGGCAGUUGGAACAACAAAAGAACUUGGAAGGUAGUCUGAAUCAUCAGGUCUAUCAGAUUGAGAAUUUUGCCCAGGCAUUUGGUUCUCAGUUCAAGUCAGGCGGUAGAGUGCCGAUGACCUUCAGCAGUGGCACCAGUGAAGAAGCAGGCCACCGAAUAAGGACUACAGUUUCUGAAUUCUCAGGGUACACUAAUUUGUUGUCUGAUGCUAAUGAGCCAAUUAGUACGGGAGCCAAGACUCCAACCAGCCAAAGUUACCGGUAAGGUCACAAGAAUGACCAGGCUGGAGGGCCUUGAGUGCUUGAUACCAUGUUUUUAAUCAUGUGUAAGCACAUUGUCAGUCCAAAUGUUUAUAUAUCAGGUUCUGAGAAAGAAAAUGUAAAAUUAAUGAAGCCCUUCCAAUGCAACAUUUUACCAUUUUGUUUGGUGCAUUCAGUCUGUAAUCCUGUUUAGAACAGUUUGUAUUAGGAAUAAAUUUUAAACAGUGGAUAGGCAGAAAUUUAACUAAGUCUCAAUUCUUUUUUUCUCAGUGGAUUGAAAAAUAAUUAGCAAAGUAGCAUGACUUGGAUGGGGUUAAAUGUUUUUGUGGGAUUUGUUUUUUUAAUUCAGCUGUACCAUUAAUGGAAGAAGUGUAGCUGUUAAAACAUCAGGGAAAUACUCAACAUACAAUAUUGAAAAAUAGAGACGUCAUUUCUAUUGAGCUGUGGCUCUUGUUUAUAGUGCAACUCAGGAAACGUGCAGUAAGGGGAGAUUUCUAUUGAAUCAAAUUCCACAAGCUCUAAUUUGAAAGGGGCACAGAACUUUGUUAGAAAAAUUGCAAUGUCCAUCAGCGCAUUCAAGCAUUUGGUCCCUGACAACAGCUUUGAAGCCACAAGGCAUCAGCCUCAUUGACCCAAAAGGAACUAAUAUUUGACCAAUUUCAUUUCAGUAUAGUAAUUUUUAAAAAGUGAAAAAAUUUUAAAAAUUAGGUAGAGCAACACUUUAUUUACCUCAUUCUACAUUUUAAAAGCCGUGAAUAGGCAGGUACCAAUGCAAAUAUCAGUAGUAAAAGUAGCGUGAAUCAGCGUUGCGUAAAUAUAAUAAUUCCUGUUGGAUGCUAUGGUUAAGGUUAGCAAUGUUUACAGGGAAAAAGAUAAUUUUGUUGUUUUAGAAAAUUGUAAAGUACAGGGUGAAAGGAUGAAACCACAGUUCUGUACAGUGAAAUCUGCAAAGUAUAUUGAAAAGUUCAGUAUGCUAGAUCAUAAUGUCCUUUAUACAUUUCAUAGUGUUGCAAAAGCAUAGUGUUAUAAUUCAGAUUUACCCGUCAGUUUGAUAGGUAACCUGUUAAUAUAAUAGCCAUUAAAAGUGUGUGGUAAUUUGCUGCUUUGUUUUGUGUUAUAAGACCUUGGAAAAACAAAAAAAAGGUCACAACAUUCAAAUCUAAUUAAGCCGACAAAUGCCUGUUGGCCCAGUUGUACAUAUUCAGAGUCAUUUUACUUUGAUUCUGUAUUCCAUCCUAAAUUCCUGAGGCCAUAGAUGAUUACAGUACAUAAGCUUCAUUAUUUAUAAUUCAUAAAUAGUUUGUGUAGUUUCAGGAAGUCAUCUUGUAAAGUUGCUUACAAUUAUACUGUAUGUUUGGAGAAUUUUUUUUUACUCUGUUUCAAGGGUCAGUUAGGAAAUCUCCCAUAUCCAGGAAAAAUAUAUGAAAUCCUUGGUAAACUCUGGUUGUGAUUUGUCUGUCAAGAACAUUUCCUCAGGAUUUUAACGUAGAAGAGAUCAGAUGAUGCAUUGAUCAGCAAUUACCUAAGCAACAAUAAUCAUGAUCUGAAGCUUUCUCUAUUUAAUUAUCUCAACAUGAUGAAGAUUACUCUAGGUCUUUCACCACAGUCUGCUCACUGAGCCUAAUUCCAUGACAUUUCACCAUUAAGCAAGUUUAACAAAUGUAGACUGAACAAAUUAUAUAGGUUACCACCGUUUAUAAUUAAGUCAACACCCUACCUACUGAAGGUUUUGCUGAUGAGUUGGCCUAACAUUAUUUGGGCUGGUCUUUUAAAGAACGCAUGAAGGAAGAGUUUUGGCAUGUACCCAGUGUGAUUAAAUGAGAUUUUUAAACUGUUAAAAUUAAAGCAUUGUCGGACUACAAAUUUGCACACACAUUAGGUUUAUAUGAAGGAAGCCCACUUAGAUGAAACCUAUCAUUUUUACAGUGACUUUAUCUUGAACACUCUUAUUGGUAGCCCUUUGCAUUUAUCUUAAAUUCAUGUAUCAUAAUUCUGAAUACAUCUUUCAAUCUACUGUGAAUUAUUGCUUUUUAUUUCUAUAUUUUGAUUUCUGAUAUGUUAUUUAAGUGAUCUUGCAAGGCUUAAGACCAACAUAUAAUCACCUUAUCCUAAAAACACCUUAUGGCACUAUUUAAUGACAACUAAUAAUUGUUCUCCACUUUAAAGCAUUAAUUUUUAAUGUUUGUUCUGAGAUGUUGAUUAGAUCCAAUUUUUAUCUUUAGAAUAUAGCAUAUUCAUUCUUUACACAAUUCUCUGUUGAUUUGUAAACUUCAGUAGUUGCUGCUGUCAGGAUUUGACAGUGCAUCUGCUGAAGCUGAGAGGCAACAUAGAAAAAAAACUAUAAAAGUCCCUGUUUAAUUGAGCAUCGGUCUGGGCAAAGAUUGUAUACACAUUAAAGUUUUCUUUAUCUUCCAUGAAGCUUCAAUCAGAAAAUCUUUCUGACCGGGAUGUUGAGCCUAUUUUACUGUUGUAGUCCAUGAUCUUCAUUUGAAAACCUCAGCUAAAUUCUGAGUAAGUGAAGUAAAGAAGGUGUGGGGGGGAGGGGGGUUGAGUGCCUGUGGGGUAGGUGGGGGGCCGUGGUUUAUUCCACAUUUUUAAUGCAUUUUUAAACUGGAAAAUUUGCAUUUUGAAUUAUUUUGUUUUAUUGACUAAGAAUAAGGAGCUAAGGUUGUUAACACAGUGGUAUAAAAUUAAAUCAUCCUAAAAGAGACUUGGCUAUUUAUUGGAAGAGUAGUCGAUUUUGAAGGUGUUUACAGUACAUUUUGAAUAUACCUGUAACUAAAUCUAUAGUAUUCCAACAGUGUUGAAUGUUUUAAAAUUGAUUGAAAUGUUGUUUUACUUCCUUGCUGUAUGUUAUGUUUGACCAAAGGUCAAACUUGCAUUAUGUAGAAAUUGUGACUUGCAGUAAAACAUACUGUAAAAAGUUUCAUAAGUUGUUUUGGAUGCUUCCCACAUAUUUCAGUUGAACUUUUAUUUUCAUGACUGCACCAGUGUAACAGCUAUAACAAAGCUUUGCAUUUCAAAUGUUAAUGGGUUAAAUGAAAACUUUGAUUGUUUUUAUAUACAAAAAUCAAGAACUGUUACUUCACUAUUUCAAAUCUAAAUUGUAUGCUAGAACAGAAUUCCAUCCCAUGGAUGGGAUGUCUUCCCCUUGCUGAUAUGCACUCAUUGCUGAGUCAAGCUACAGUACUAUAAAUGAGGUGUGUAAGACUGGGGCACUGCAGUCCUGGUUUUGCAAUGAUGUGGUAAACAGGCCAUACAAUGAGCAGUUGUACAAUGACUCAUUGACAGUGAGAAAAAGAAAUCAAUAUAGUUUUCUAUCUUUGUAUGCCCUACAUUGUUGACAUCUUGACAAAAAUAAUUCUUCAUGAAGUUAUUUUAGCAUUGAAACAACACCAUUUAAAAUACAUAAAUAUUUGGUUAGAAUCUAAUGACAUUAAAUCACUUAAAGUUGCAGUUUAUAUUUUCCCUACCAUGAUGCAAAUGGAGAAAACUAAAGUGACCAGAAAUGGUUAACUCCAUUUUGUUACAUGUGCAUCUCUAAAAGUUAAUCUCUAAAAUAACCUAAAUUGAUUUCUUCAUUUAUUCCUUGAAAUGAGUACUUCAAAUUUUAUGCCAAAUGAAAAAUAGCUACAAAUUUGAUUUCUGGUUUGUUUGUUGUUGAAGUGAGCUGAGUGUUCUUUGUACUAUGUACUUUGUAGUUUACAGUAUUUGUUUUAUUUUGACCUCUACUAUUGUCUUCAGCACAGCACGUAACAAAUGAACAAACAAAUUGUCUUCAUUGUUGCACACAUCAUUGCUUUCUAGUUUCGGUCUCCAGUCAUUUCAGUUAUCUGAUUGAAAUUACACACACUAGUUUCUAGACCUUUUGUUUUUUUUCCCACCAGCUUUGAUUAUUACCUGAUUAAAUUUUUAAUGUCUAGUUUUGCCUUGUUUAUUUAAGGACUUUGUGCAUUGAAUCUGGUGCAUAAACUUCACAAUGCCAUAGAGAAUAACAGUUACAAAAUAUUUUCUGAUUAUUUUUAGUGACCAGAAUAUAUUAAUCUUUUGCACUCUGUUUAGACUGCUUUUGUCAGCACAUUCUAAACUAAAUCAGAUACUGUAUAUAACUGCUCAAUUUCUGUAAAAUAUUUUUUAAAUAUGCCUGGAUUAUAUGUUCUUGGCUAAUUGCAAGCUUUCAAUAGGUGAAUUUUCUGACAUUUGAAUACUCAAGACCGAAUACAUUGCAUCAGAAGAACCUUUCUUCUUGCACCUUCAUUUCAUUUUAAUACUAAUGUUUGACACCACAAAACAACUUGGCACACACAAAGGAACUUUUUAGUGUGUGUGUUUAAGGCUAUUAAUCUAUAGUUUGCAUUGAAUUUUUGUAAAAUGUUCAACUGUUAAGAUCAUUUUGAGUUUGGAUUUCAGGAACAUUCAAAUUGCAGUUGUGCUUAAUGAAAGUUGUUAUUUUUGUGCUGUUAUUUUCCCUUCAAUUUAAAACAGUUAUGGCGCUAUUUGAUUAUCAAUAUGGGGAGUAGACCUCCUCUUUUUAAAGCAAUAAAGAAUGUGGCAGAGUGAAUUCCUGAUUCUAACCUGUGUAGAUUGAAUGGAACAAAGUUGAAUGUUCCUACUCAGUUGAUUGUUAUACGCUUAUCAGUAUAGCAGACCAUUGCAGUUUUUUUAAAUCACAGAUUUUAGAAAUGGUUUUCUUUAGUUCUCAUGCUCUAAUAACUCAUCUAUUGUUCUUAAUAUAUUUAUCAUUUUAUUUAGCAAGAUUGUGUCACUUUUCUUUAGUUUAAAGGCAUAUUACAGUGUAAUUUGCUGCUAGUGAUCCAAAUUGGGCUGUAGUGUUAUCUUGAGUGGUGAAAAUCCAGUUAUCAGAAUGAUCGCAAGCAAUAGUUGAUUGUCAGCUGCCCAGUAUUAAAAUUCUUAUAGGUAUUACUAAAAUGAUAACUAUAGCAAUAAGUACAUUAAGAAGAUCAAAUUUAGCAUACAUUAUGUAUCUGGAAAUAACUAUCUCUUCAUAGCUGGCCAAAAAAUUACCCCUUCUAAGUUCAUUUCUUAAGUGUGCACUCAUUUUGGGAAUAAUAUAGAUGAAUUUGGACUUGCAGAUAUUUGACAAAGGCAUUGUCCCGGAGGAAAUCUCUUCCCAAAGCAGCUGCUAAAUUUAUAAAGCAGGUUUUGCAAGAUGAAAUCACCACUGAUGGAAUUAAAUCUGUUAUUUCCACAGUAUUUGAUUCUAAGCAUACUGGUCCAAUUGCCCAGAAAUUAUCCCAAUGGGAGAUGACUGAUCAAUUAUAUUAAUAUUCAAUACAACUGUUAAAAUUUAAAAUGACUUUUUCAAUUAUUGGUUUCAUCUGAAAGAUUCUUUUUGAAUAGAAGACAGUUAAUGCAGUGUUACUUAAAAUAACAUUGUGUUUUCUGCAAGGUCACUGAACAAACUACGUGAACAGCUUCUUAAGUAACCAUGUUAUGUGGAAAGUGAACUUACUUAAGGCUUCAAAAUACCAAGAUGAAAUAUGACUUUGUUUUUAACCAGUGAUUUAAUUCAAUGUGUAAUAUUGUCAGAAUAUGUAUCUCUUUAAAUGUGUGAUAAUUAAAAGGGCUCUGUGGAGCACUGAUCAGAAUUAACCUCCAUUAACAAGAUGAAUUGUUUCAUAAUAUAGGAACUUAUAGAUAAAUGAAUCUGUUGAAAGGGUUGUCAGAGAAUCGUACUCAAAAUUUAAAAAUUAUUUAACACUUUAUCAGAAUGGGUUUGUUCUAGCUAUCUGGAAUGUGAAUUUGAGUAAAAGGCAAUAAAGUGUGGGCGACACAUUCCUUCCUCUUAACUGGUUAUGUUCAUCUCUAGGUUUUAACCUCCUUAUGAAACAGAUGAAUUUUGUUUCUAGAACUGAGAAUUUUUUUUCGAGGUUUAAUUUUAAAUGAAAGGACACUAGAACUUUUUUUUUAAAGUAGAAAACUAGAUGAUACUCCACUUCCUGUAGUAUUUUUAAAUCACAUUCUCACAUGAAAAGCCUUUAAUGUGGGGUUACCUUUGUAGCACUGAAUGCUUCAGCAAAGGAUUCAAUUUUUAAUAUUAUUUUAAUGUUCCAUUAUCUUUUUUUCCAUAUGUAUUUUUCUAGGAAGUCAAGUUCAAGAUUUUAACAUUUUAAUUGUGUAGUUAGUGAUAGUAGAGAAAGAAGGUCAGCAUUCCCUUUCUCACUUUCACAAGCAGUUGAAAACAUUUUGCAGGUUAUGGUGUUAAAAAGAACGCUAAUUCUGAAAGAACUAUGAAAUUUCUAUUAGAUUCCUGAUCUGUUUGCAUUAGGACCAAUAAUAUAAUGAUUUGAAGAAAACCUUAUUAUUUACAUCAUUUUCUGGGUUUAUAAAUUCCAGUUCAACUGGAGGUUUCUUGGCAUGACUAUCUACCUCCAACUCUCCACCUAGUCAAAUCUUCAUUUUGUUUGUUGAAAGAAUUUGUGGGGGAAAAAGCUUGAUUAUUUAUUUUCCUCUUGGGUUACUGUCUGAUUAAUCUUUCAUUCCUGGAAACUUCAGAGCAGUCAUUGAAGAGUUGAUGGUCCUGAUUGCUCUUGAGUCUAGUCAGGAAACCCCUUGGCAAUAUGAAAAUAACAGUAGAGAUAUUGUUAAUUAAUCCAGGUGGAGAUCUAUGCAAUAUUUUUCCAAAUGCACCAUAUUUCGUUCCUACUAAAGAUAUCUCUCAGACUGCAACUUAGAUGCCGUUAGCAAUACCUUGAUCUUUACACAACUGGGUCUGUAUAAAAGCAUGGAUACUAUGCUGAUUUCUUGUGGAGCCACCGAUAAACAUUGUUUAUCAAAAGCCAUUACAGUGUAUGCCUUGUAAAUAUUAUACAUUAAUUAUUAAUACUUUGACCAGAAUUCAGAUAAUGUGAAUGUUCAUAGGUAGAUUUUUUGAAGUGUUGAAACAGCAAUUAUGAAAUUUAUUGACUACUUAUCCUGUUGUUCUCAUGAGGUGUGGACAAGCUGGAGUCAGUGAUUUGUUUACACUGAAACAGGAUUUUUAAGAAACAAAUCAAUUUCACAGUAAAAUUGCAUGCAAAGCAAGACUUUAGUCCAUAUUCUCUUCAAACCAGCAGCAACACAGUACAUUUACAGGACAAAUGAUUUUUAAAUCUCUUAGCUGAAGCAUCUACUCUUAUGGUCUUGUGUAUUUAUCAUCAUCCAGUCUCUGAAUUACUGCAGGAACAUCGCACUGGCCUAUACUAUUCCAGCUGUAGAAUCCUCACAGUGCACACAGUAUCCCAGCCAGAGAGCCACUGCACCAGUUACUGCAUUCCCUUGUACUGUCUCGACUUUUAAUAAAAGUUGACAAUUGCAUCAGGAACUCAGUCACAAAAUAAUAUCAUUGCACUCUCCUCGAUUCACCCAGGAAUAGCUGAAGAUGCCUCUUGCAUGGCACAUCAAAUCAUAUCUUUUUUAAAGACUCAGUAAAUGGGCAAGCUUAGAUUUUUAAAAUAAUUUCACAAAUUGCAGUAAAAGGGAGUAGAGCUUGUUAUUUUUGCACAUGACUUAUUCUCAACCUGUGUUUUAGAAGUAAAACUAUGUCAUAGACAUAAGUGAGGGGAGCUGAAGAGGUGAGGGUUCUCUAAUGGUGUACCUAGAAAGCAUGUCACAAAAUAAGAGAUUUAAAGCCACAUUUGCAGCGAUCAAAGCACCAAAAUCAGUUGCAAAAUUUUUGAACCAGGAACGUCUGUUGUCUAUUUAAACCAUUAGCCUUAUAUAUUAACAUACCACAUUUACCUCACAAUAACAGUUUUGUAGAAAGUGUUUAAUUGUGCAUUUUUUUACAAGUUUGUAAGGAAACUGUUUACUUCCACUCAUUAUGUGAAAUAUAUUUGUAUUAUGCAAGGACCCUUCUGUUACCAUUGAGCAGUGUAUCUUAUUUACUUCACACUUGAUUGAAAUUAUGUAAUGGAUUAUGUCUUCUACCUUUUUUCCUGUUUGUAUAGAUCAUGAGAUAUUUCAUGUGAACUCUUAAUGGUCAAUUUAGUGUGUGUGGUGCACCAUUUAUGACAUCAAUAAAAUGUUCCUGCCAACCUA